UCUUUUGAUACCUGUCAGCACAAGUUUGGGUGUUCGAAAAACAUUUCAUAAUUAGAAAUGCAAAAUUAAGUGGUGUGUUGUUUUGGUCGAUAAAUCAAUAUGGCUAUUAUUUCUAUAAUACCACUUGUUCACACCUUUCAGAUCUUCUCCUAGCUAAUAGUUCCAUCUUGACAUACUCUGUGCUCCUCCUGGUUUUAGUUUCACCCCUGGGAAUCCUCCCUCUAGAAGCAGCUGUUCCCUGAAGAUCUCUCACAUCUCGUCCGUUGGAUAACUGCCACUACAGAAGUUUAUUAUUUGGCUGCUUCAGUUGAGACAAAUCAACGCAUUGCAUCUCGAAUCUCGAGUUUCAGCAUGAAUUUCACGGCUGAGGGCGGAGAUCCAGUGGGAGCCCGCUUUAUGGAUGUCAUUACGUUGCUUCGAGCUUUGGCUUUGGUCAACGACUCCCGAACAAACACAGCGAGGAAUGAAAAACAAUGAACGCGAACGCGAUUCUAAUCGCGCUGCAAUCAAAUUUUCAUACGAAAUUUGUCGCAAAAAACAGUUGUGGGCCAUAUUCGUAUGCAAAUUGGUUGGCGAAAAGGCGGUGCAAGUUGCAAGUUGUCCAAUUCCAAUUCCAAAAGUGGCCUGCAAGCGUUCAUUUAGCCACUUGAGCGCCGGAUACCAAAGAGGGAAAAAUGUGGAAAAUAAUAAACUCAGCCACAAAAGAUAAUAACUCACUUUGCCCUGGAGAGUUUCCCUUUGAAUCUUUUCUUGACUUUGUUUAACCACCUGUUGAACUCUUGCAUAAGACACCUGCAAACAUUCGGUAAUAGCACAAAAGUUCCAAAGAAAACCGAUCCUCAAGCGAAACGAAGCCAAAGUCAAAAGCCCGACCAAAGCAUGUGGAACAUAAAGUUUGGCCACAAGGCCCACAGACCUCGGAGAUCUGAGACCUGAGAGCCCAGAGAUCUGAGACCCCAGAGCAGAAGAAGAAGCCAAAGCAGAAGCCAUUAAUAAGCACAAAGAGGAGCCGCAGUAAAGGGGCAGCCAAAGGGAGGGCUAAAAAUAGACAAAUAUUUGCGUAAAAAUAAGCCAACGAAACCAAAAUGAAGUCAACAAACAUGUGGAUGGCACUGCUGGGAGUGGUUUCAGUGGAGGGGUCUUGGUCUUCCACAUCGAAGGUCCCUCAUUCCCUCCAUAUUGUCCAUGCCAGACACGAAGUUUUCGAGAAGCUCAUAAAACUGCCAGGGCUCAUUGUUCAUCGAUUUAAAAUGCCGGGAGAGAUGACAAUAGAAUCUACUUUGGGGGUCUUAGAAUUCCAUCC
This is a messenger RNA of Drosophila santomea, 1303 nucleotides long. RefSeq lists its product as uncharacterized. The record is from RefSeq and is a predicted model, not a curated record. Bases 401 to 709 code for a protein of 102 amino acids. Lineage: Eukaryota; Metazoa; Arthropoda; Insecta; Diptera; Drosophilidae. The transcript is spliced from 3 exons.